ACGGCGGGCCAAACAUGUCAAGCACUCGUCGGUAGCGGCCGCGCGAAUGGACUCGUAACAAUCUUCGACAAGACCGCGACAACCGGAGCCAAAAGUCAGCGAGCGAGCUCGCCUGACAUGAAGUGAAACUCUCCAACCGAGCGCAUGACACUUUUUUUCGCAGCGGCCCCGGGUUUGCGCCUCCGUCCACCGGCCAACACGGAGACACAUCACCUACCGACUAGCGGCGAGAUGGCACGUGCAGCGACCUUGGAGAAUGUGGGCGAGGCCGCCGGAGGGGCGAGCGGCCCCCUGCCCCGCCGGCACCCCGGCGCCUGCCGCUCCUUCUUGCACUCCUCGCCCAACAAUCGCCACCAGAACGGGCAGCAGAACCGCCAGGAGCAAGCCAAUCUGCCCACGCCACCGCCUUCGCCGGCCGGCCAGCGGGGCGCCAUCUCGGGAGAACAAUCAGACCAGCGGCAACGUCGGGAGGCGACCCGUCGGCGCGCCCGCCUGCCGGACGCGCCGCCACGUGACGGGCGCCCGGCCGGCGGCGGCCCGCUUCCCGGACGCGAGGCAACGCUGGAGGCGAGGCGAGUGGACACCGCGGGCGUCGCCCGGCAACUCAGGACCAUCGGCGACCAACUGAACGCCUCUGUGCUGAGAGCGCACGACGCCCCCCACUGGCAAGACUGGAUCGACGCCGGCCGAGGCUUCCUCAACCUGGCGGCGCGGACCCUCAGCGCCCUCUACAGGAUGGCGUAGGCCCGGCUGGGUUACCAUGGCAAGCACGAGAUGGGUGCAAGGCGUCGGUGCGUCUGCUGGUUUGGACCGCGGACGGCACUUGCCGCCUGUUUGUUGCUUUUGUUUUGUUUUUUUAUUUUGUCAACUGUGAAAGUGGAAUCAAAAAUGUUGAAAUUCCACACCUGAUGCUAAAGCUAAUGGCUAGCUCGGUUUUGUUAAAUUAGCUUUUUUCCACAGAUGAGCUUCCCCCCACACAUGAAAUUGUUUGGUUUCAUUGUACACAUGCAGUGCCUUUGUAUUGACCAAUCACACACACGCACGCAAUGUUGGUCCUCCAUCUUGUGACUUUCGAGAAUGUAAAUACUCGUUACCGAUCCUCCCCCCAAAAAAGUUUUGCGACGAUGGUUAGAAAAUAAAUCCAGUGGAUUUGAGAUGUAUUUCAAGCAAAAAAAAAAAAACAAUUUGAUUUGGGUCCCAGCAAAGUAUUUCACCACAUUUUAAAAUGAUUGUUUGAUAGAUAAUUUAUUUUGCAGUAGCAUAUUUGUAGCUUUUUGUUGUUGUCGUUGUGGUUCGUCUUGUUUUCUAUGAUGCUGUUUAAUUUAUUUUGUUUCGGACAUUCCUGCUGCGCGCGACAAAACGGGAAGCCGCAAAUUAGCAGACGACAUUAGCCUGAUGGAAAGACGUAACUAGUGCAGGAAUUGACACGCAAAGAAAUCUGGACGUGCUCUCGAUCAAAGUGCACUUUUGACUUUUGUUCUGUUUUGAGGCAUUUGUUGACGUUUAGCAUGUUUACCACAACCACUUUGCUUUGAUACGUUAGCUAGCCGCGCAUUUGCUAAUGACGCGAUCGCUUCCCGUUGGGCGACAUUGUUAACAGCCCAUCAACUGAACUCAUCCAGUUGUUGUUUUGUUUUUUACUGUUGUAAAACGUUUCUACUGGAAUUUUCUACUUUGUUCUUUUAUACAAUAAAGUCAAUUGAUUAAA
Phycodurus eques (leafy seadragon) is the source of this 1708-nucleotide messenger RNA. RefSeq names its product BCL2 binding component 3 (gene bbc3). The record is from RefSeq and is a predicted model, not a curated record. The transcript is spliced from 4 exons. The coding region runs from base 145 to 744 and encodes 199 amino acids. Lineage: Eukaryota; Metazoa; Chordata; Actinopteri; Syngnathiformes; Syngnathidae.